UGUUGUUUCUAGUUCGAUGCAUCAAAGUUGAGAAAGCUCAGGCCAAGUUUCAAAAGAAAAUGGAGGUUCUGUAACUGCAGGGAAUGCUUCUAGUAUAAGGUAGUGAUGGCUGCUGCUUUAAUUCUCGUUAGUGGAGCUAUGGCAAUUAAGCUUGGAUUGAAUGUUAUUGCCAGGAUCAAAGGUUAUGCAGACGCAGCACAGGCACCUGAACUGUUCACAACUGCUCCAGCCAUCGCCAUACCAAAGGCAAUCGUUAAUGCUGGCUUGAAAGCAUCCGAUAUUGAUUUCUAUGAAAUAAAUGAAGCUUUCUCUGUUGUAGCUCUUGCUAACCAGAGGCUGCUUAAUAUUGACCCCAAAAGGUUAAAUGCACAUGGUGGUGCCCUGUCCCUAGGACACCCUCUGGGCUGUAGUGGGGCUCGCAUCUUGGUGACACUAUUGGGAGUGUGAGCACUUGGCUUUUUCUAAAUUUCUGCCCACAUCCUUUAUUCUCACGUGAAGUGUAUUCUUUUUGGUCUCUUAUGCAUAAGUGGAUAUUUUAGGUACUGAGACACAACAAUGGG
Messenger RNA from Striga asiatica, 560 nucleotides. NCBI's taxonomy places the organism in Eukaryota, Viridiplantae, Streptophyta, Magnoliopsida, Lamiales, Orobanchaceae. The record is from the annotation of a GenBank genome assembly.